AUACGCACUCCGCGUUGCCCGCGAAUAAUCUCGACAGCCCGACUUCGGCGUGCGAGCAUCAGCGUAACGGUGUCCUCCAACGGGCUUUGUUCUUCUCUAGCGCAACAGACGCAGCAACCAAUCUAAAUGGAUAAAAUGGAGCAAGGACCAUCACCGCAUCAACCUGGUUUCAUGCCACCUGCUUAUGUGCCGCAACCUGGUUACAUGCCGCCGCAACCGGACAUGAGAUGUCCGCUGCCCAACCCCAACCCACCCCCACAACAAAACGUGGUCAUAUCGAGUGUGGCCUUCGGACCUGAAUCGCAACACAUGAUCUGCCCGCACUGCCAUGCCAACGUAUCCACCCGCAUAGAGACUGAAGCGAACACGAAGACGCAUCUAUUUGCAUUGCUCCUCUGUCUACUGGGAUGCUGGUGUUGCGCACCUUGUCCUUACUGCAUGGAUACCUGUAUGGUGAAGAAACAUUAUUGUCCAGCAUGUACCGCUUAUCUGGGAUCGUCUGAUAACUAAUCUUAGCGUAGGAAUAAAGAAUUGCGACUAUACCGAUGUCAAACAUCGAUUGUUAUUCACGCGAAUCACGUGCGUAAACGACACAAUGCAAAUUUCAUUAGAUGCAUUUUAGAUGAGGACACAUUAUCGAGUUAUCUGCGCAUAAAGCUAUACUGCAAAACUGGUUUUUGUAAGAUUUAUAUAAUUUCAGUUUUGUUAUUUUUAUAAUCUACUCUUCUUCUUUAUCUUUGUAAGCAUUAAUAAGGAAAAUUACAUGUGUGUUUAUAUAUUAUUCGUACUAUUUGAAAAAAUUUCUACUUAAUAUGUACAUAUACAUAUACAUAUAUAAUGAAGCGAUCAAAGAGAAAGCACUGUAUGACUCUUUUAAAUAUUCCUCGUAAUUUUUAUAUUGUAUCUGUGACUGCCCUAUAAAUGAAAGUACUGUAAAAUUUAUAUACUUUUAUAUCAAUUUAAAACAGAAAUUUCAAGCAAAAUGUUAGCUGAAGGUAAAAGUAAUAAUGUACAGUUAUUUCUUCUCGUGUGAAACAUUUAUUGAACCGGAAAUAAGUGUUUACAUUUAAAUAUAAUAAUUUUGAAUUCUUAAAGAAUAGGAACAAAGCAAGAAAAAAUAUAUAUUAAUUUAUAUUAUUUUACAUUAA
Messenger RNA from Ooceraea biroi (clonal raider ant), 1148 nucleotides. Its product is annotated as lipopolysaccharide-induced tumor necrosis factor-alpha factor. The record is from RefSeq and is a predicted model, not a curated record. Lineage: Eukaryota; Metazoa; Arthropoda; Insecta; Hymenoptera; Formicidae. Gene Ontology annotation, molecular function: zinc ion binding.